AGGGUAUGGUGGUGGUGAAGAGGUACGUCUUGAGAUUGUUCAUAUCUUUGAAGUACAUAACUGCAAAUGUGAUGGACAGGAACAACGGCAGGAUAACUGCAACAGCGUCCAGCGUCGAGCACUCGCUCAAGAACUUGUUUGAAUGUGGGAGAAGUUGCAAUGCUAAAGCUGUUGUAGUUGUGGGAGAGGUCUUGGCCAGGCCCCUCAAAGUGGAGGGAAUCGAUCAAGGUGGAGGGGGAAGUGGAAUUCAUGUCAAUGUAACCAAGGAGGUUGAGAAGAAGGGCUUCAAGAACCGCACCAAGGUCUGGGCUAUAGUCAAUGGCCUCAAGAACAAUGGGGUUAAACUUGUGAUGGAUGAUGAUGAUCCGAUGAUGUUACUGAUGAUCUCACAACUUUAGGCUCUAGCCACUAAUGAACUAUGUACCUCCCUAUAUUGCACAUGUUGUAAAGAUUGUAGAACCCCUAAAGUUGUAUUUUAGCAUUACUAAAAUUGUAUUACUAGCAUCUCACCCUUCAGAGAAUGCAUAUAUCUUAGUCUCAUAGAUAGCUUGACACCCAUUUUGC
Cuscuta epithymum is the source of this 564-nucleotide messenger RNA. NCBI's taxonomy places the organism in Eukaryota, Viridiplantae, Streptophyta, Magnoliopsida, Solanales, Convolvulaceae. The record is from the annotation of a GenBank genome assembly.